Molecule: messenger RNA, 663 nt
Organism: Lichtheimia ornata
Lineage: Eukaryota; Fungi; Mucoromycota; Mucoromycetes; Mucorales; Lichtheimiaceae
Exons: 3
Coding region: 1-663 (220 amino acids)
Source: RefSeq, a predicted model, not a curated record
AUGGCAACCCCUGAAGCUUGCAACCAAAUCGUGGACAACUUAUUCAAAGUCCUUGUGGAUGGAUACAAGCAUGAUUACAUUGGUGAAAAAAUCUCCCAACUUGAUCAUUGUCUUCAAGCUGCAGCACAAGCGGUUGAUGCAGGUGCUGACGAUGAAACUGUGCUAGGUGCAUUGUUGCAUGAUAUUGGUCAAUUUCCUAUAGAAAAGGAACAAAAGCGGAUAAUGUGCGAUGCAUCGGCAUUGGCAGAAUUGGAUCCCUCGGCUGUUGAAAAAGGUGGAGAGAAGCAAUCAAUCAGUGUGGGCGUCACUGGCCACGAGCGCAUUGGUGGUCAAUAUCUCCGCAGGCUUGGUUUCUCAGACAAGGUUGCUCAAUUAGUGGAAGCCCAUGUGGCAGUCAAACGCUAUUUAACUGGUAAAGAUGCCACUUACUAUGACGGAUUGAGUGCUGCCAGUAAAAUGUCCCUGAAAUACCAGGGUGGUCCAUUUACCCCUGAGCAAGUGAAGGAAUUUGAACAAGAUCCCCUCUUUAAACUUAAGGUGCAAGUGCGUCAAUGGGAUGAUGCUGCAAAGGUUGUAGGUCUCAAGGUCCCUGAUCUGGAAUCCUAUCGCGAUAUGGCUGUCAACCACCUUUUGCAGCAAUCAGCUGCUGUCAAGGCUGCGUAA